Molecule: messenger RNA, 5202 nt
Organism: Sitophilus oryzae (rice weevil)
Lineage: Eukaryota; Metazoa; Arthropoda; Insecta; Coleoptera; Curculionidae
Exons: 13
Coding region: 150-3110 (986 amino acids)
Biological process (GO): macroautophagy
Cellular component (GO): phagophore assembly site
Molecular function (GO): ubiquitin binding
Source: RefSeq, a predicted model, not a curated record
UCCCAUUGGCCAGCCAGUUCUGUUUUGCUUCCAUUUGUGUGUGAUUGUUCUGUUCCAGAUCAAAAUAAAAACAUAUUCUUGUGAAACAGCUUUCAGAAAGCGGUUCGAAACGUUUGCUUGCUGUUGAAUUUACGGGAAAAGUAGUUAAGAUGAGUGCUAAGAAGAAAGAUUUAGAAAUCGUGUACAGUCUGAAAUGGAAAAACAAGCCAAAACGCGAAGACAAAGAGAUGUCCAUUGUGGCUGUUUACGAUAUACCAGCUACGACAUUGAAUUUCGAAGUGUUUAAAAGCUAUUUGCUAAAGAAUUCCGGUACUUCUGAAAAUGACGUCAGAGUUUCCUACAUCAUGGACAAAGGAAAAGAGUUCCCUAUCCUGUCCCAAAGUGACUUUCAAGCGGCACUUUUCGCCUUCAGACGCAAAGCCAGAUCAGGAGAAAUCAUCAAUUUACUGUUGGAGAGGAUUUCUGAUCAACCUGUCCAUAAAAAUCUGCGCCAUUCCAACGACGUCGAAACUCAAUUUGAUAACAUAGAGCCGAGCUCUAUUGUUUCUACUUGUUGUAACAUUGAUUCGCCCCCAGAAUGGUUUCUUAGUUCUAUUGCUCAGCUGAAGAAGGAGCUAACCUAUGAGAUCACAGCUGCUGUAUCCAGCGUUGUGUCCAGCGUUGUGUCCAGCGCGGUGGCCAACGUCAAGCCACAGUUGCCACCGCCUCCGCCGCCUCAACCCUGUCACCAUCACCACUCGAGAAAAUGCAAGCCGGAGAAAAGAAUGAGGAAAGUCACCCCUCACACGGUGGAGCACAACGUAGAUACAAAAGACCUGAUAAAAUCGAUGAAACUCGAUCACAAAUUGGAGAAGCUGGAACGUAAGACAUCGAAAUAUAGAGAGAAGCGUCUUGCCUUACAAACCGCUGUCAAAUCGAGUGACAGCGAAGCUGGACAUUCAAGCAGCAGAAGCAGAUCCAGAGACAAGAAUGAGAAACCCAAAGAGGAACAGGAACCUAAAAUGGACGCCAAACCUGUCAACAGUCAAAGUGUAGUACCGCAUAUGUUGGGUGGGGAAGUAUAUUUGCACCAGUGGGAAGUACAGAAUACAGGCGAGGCACCAUGGACAUCUAAGACCCAACUUCAUUAUACAUGGGGAUCCAAAUCAUUGGAACCAGUUGACAAAGUGAUUUCGGUACCACCAUUGAAACCAGGAGAAAAAGGAACUAUCUCAGUUUGUCUUCAUAUUCCCGGUCAAAGCGGCAAAUAUGAAUGCUACUGGCAAUUUAUGCACGACAGGCGUCGUUUCGGCCACUGGCUUGGUUGCCAAGUCGUCGUCGACCCGUUCGAUCUGAAAGGAAACCGAUCCGUUCUGGCAACGUCGAACGCACCCACCAACCUUGACUUCAAACCUGAAAACGCGUCCGCUCCUACCUAUGGUUUUAUUCCUGACGAAGCUGUAGCUUUGGCACGUUUUGAAGAGUUUUUAAAGGGGACUAAUGGAGACCCAGCACAAAGAAAAUCCAGCGAUUCGUCCAAAUCUGCUGAAGCUCUGGCUUCAUUAUACAAAUCUUUGCAAAAUGAUCAGAAGAAAGAUGAAGACAGUGUUGUGAAAACUAUUACAGAAGAAUUGGUUUGUGAGGUAUCUGAAAACGUUGAUCAUAUUAGUUUUGACGAAAAUGAAGAUUCUGAUACAAAUUCUAGCGACGACGAGAACCUGAGCGAGAGCCUCCUGGCCGGCUACAGCUCCUCCAAGAACAGCUUCAAAGACGAAUUCGUCCUGGUUCCCGUUCCCCAAUGUUUCGUGGUGGACGGCGACCCACCCGCCCCCUCCAAAGGUGAAGGCAAAGUUUGGCGCACUCAGGCCACCACCGACCUGCCCCGCACCUCGUCCACGCCGAAAAUGUCGAAGGCAGUUUCUGGCGGCAGUUUCGACGACAACAACAAUGAGAGUCGCGCCUCCGGCUCGUCGGGCAACAGUAUCAAGCUGCGCGACGAAGACCUGGACAACGUGGUGGUGAUCACUGUGCCCAAGGACGACCAGGUCAAGGAAGGGUUCAUUUACGUGCACGUGGACGGGCAGAAGGUGCUCAUUCCGAAGAAUAUCCUGAAAUCGGAAGUGGUGGACGCGGCCAAUGCUUUGGAGAAACAGCCUGGGGAGAGUAAACCAGUGGGAGUGGUUAUAGAGUCCAACGAGAGUUCCAGUCCUAAACCCACUUCAUCAACGGCUUCAACAAUCGGCGCCGAUGACGCCGCCGGCAAUACCACGGAUGGCGCCGCCUCAACCAAGACCCCUUCAACAUCGCAACCGGCCAAAAACGAGGAAAAAACCUCGAAUAGUCCGAUAGACAUGACCGUGAAGGGGCUCGGUGGUUCCCAGAACGAUCUGCGCAGCGACUACUUCGAGGCGAACAACUACACCAGCCACUGUUCGGCCGCGGGGUCCUGCUUUUCCGAGGUGAACGCGCAGGCGCAGAAACAGGAGCGAAGGAAACUGUUCGUUUUCCCCCUGGAAGUGCCCGGAUACGAGGUGAUCUAUCCCACGUUGAACGUUAACAAUCCUGAUAAUCCUAUACUAGAGGAAGGCACAGUUGCUCGAGCUCCACCGUCCACUGGUACUUCAACACCGCCCGCCACCAACCCAUUCAGCGAAAUGGAUCAUGUGCCCAACUACCAACAAACCCUCCCCAUAGAUAUACCGGUACCAGAAAAUUAUGUCUGCACUAGAAUAGUUGAGGAGGUACCGUCGGCACCCGUAGAACAGCCCAAAGACGUACCGGUACAAGACGAAAACACGACCCACGCUCGAGUGGUUCAACAACCAUCUUCGGCAGUGGAAAAUCCCGCGCAGGUGCACAUUCUGCCCGAAACCAUUGUGAACGGGGCCGUAAACGUCGCUUCUUCGGCUAUCAACACCGCCAGAUCGGUAAUCAGCCACAUGAUUAAUCCGCAACAGGCUCCAGGACAAUGGGUGAACGGUCAUUGGGUCAGCAACAACACCCAAAGUCCCAGAGAGGUCAAUUUGCAGGCUUUGGCAGAGAUGGGCUUCUGGAACCGCGAUCUGAACGCCACACUUUUGGCGCGUUACGAUGACGAUUUGAACAGAGUCGUGGCCGAAUUGGUUCAAUAAAUUCAUACAUACAUAAUAUUAUACUUCGUUAGAUUUUUAAAGUUUUUUUCUUUCCAGAAAAACAUAUAUUUUUAAUUUAAACAUAUAUAGUAUAUUAUAUUUCAUUACUCUUAGUUUAAGUUAGCACCCUCUGUUAUAAUCAAGUAUUACCCGUGCAUUUAACGUAGAAGUUCUUGGUAAAAUCAACUUGUCAAGUAGGCCAGGUUUAUUCAGUGGCGGUUAAAAGUUUUUUCAAUAAUUCUAUCUUGUUUUGAAAGUUAUGAGGCACCAAAAUGAACAAAAUCUGGCGUUAGCGAUUUAGUAUUUUUAUCUCGAAAAAUAAUAAAGUCUGUUCGUUUUCUCAAGGGGGAGAGGGGGAGAGAGGGAGGGAGGAAGAGAGAGAGAGAGAGAGAUUACGAGAUAGUUACGGAAUGGGUUAACAUCUGUGGUAACGAACUGGUUACUGAUUUCAAAUAUGGUUAGGAUGACUGAUACCUAACGCCAAAACGCCUUCUGUUGCCACCAGUCUGGCUUAUCUAUGGCAGUGUGGCCAGAUUGGGCGCUUUUCAGACUUUAUUUGCGCCAGAAAAAAAAAUAAAAAGCCCAAAGUGCAAAUUGGGCGUUUUUAAUUUUCUAGAUUGAGAUAGAUAGAUAGAGAGAGAGAGAGAGAUGUUUUGAUUUCCAAAACAAAACCUGUUUCUGAAAGACGAGUUUUCGCGUUUACCAGGUUACGGAAUGGGUUAACAUUUGUGGUAACGAACUGGUUACUGAUUUCAAAUAUAGUUAGGAUGACUGACACCUAACGCCAAAACGCCUUCUGUUGCCACCAGUCUGGCUUAUCUAUGGCAGUGUGGCCAGAUUGGGCGCUUAUCAGACUUUAUAUGCGCCAGAAAAAAAAUAAAAAGCCCAAAGUGCAAAUUGGGCGUUUUUAAUUUUCUAGAUUGAGCGUUUUUAAUUUUCUAAAAUUCUAGAGAUUAGAGAUUAUGUUGAUGAAUUUCUUUUUUUCCCGACAAUAUUUUGUCACAGUAAAUUGUUGUCAUUUUUUUGUAAUUUUAUGUAAUUAAAUAAUUCAUAAGUCAAAAUUUAGAGUUAUAUACCCGGCUAUGAUAGCCCGACUCAUUUACCAGAUUACACCAAAUUACAGACCGCUAGCUACUACGUAUACGAGCAGUCUUAACCAUAAAAUAAUGGAUGCAGAUUUUUUAACCAUAGUUAUCAUGUUAUCAACCAAUACUAUCACUUGGAUAAGUUUUGGACUGGUUAAAUUUGUUUAUUGUACUGAUUUGCGCUUUUUGGUGCUUUUUUAGAACUGAUUUGGCGCCUUGAAUUUCAAAAAUCUGACAAUACUGCUUGUAACCAGAGAACGUGACCGGCUUUCGAGCUAGGUCACGAAAAUCGUAACCAGGUUAGAAGUAUCGACGUUGCCAAAUUUCAUUACCAGAAAUAUAAAACACUGCGUAAACGCGGUUACUAGUAACUAGAUUAUGAAUUUCGUAACCAGGUAAACGCGAAAACUCGCCUAUAGUUAGAAAACGCCAUGUUAGUAAACGCCUUAACUUCAAUAAUUGAGAUACAAGUGUGUCACUCAAAAGAUUAUGGUAUUUUUUCAAUUAAAUGAGAAGAGAGACACACAUUUCUUGUAAGCCUGACGAUGUGAUAACUUAAAAAUUCCCGGAGUUAGUCGUGUGGCACAAACUCUUUUUAUAAUGUUGUGCACAGCUAUUGGGUUCUUUCGUGGCUCACUUUGACCAGUUUAAUCUGUUGGAUAUUUUAGAAGUGUCCUUUUUGCACUUGAUGUUUGAUAGUUUUAUUUUAUAUCGACGUGGUUAAUAUAAUAUUACAACUAAUUGCUGAAAAAAAAUUACCGAGAUGUUUGAGGUGUGCUUUUAUUUUUAUUAGUGUGAUACAAGGAGUUAUACCACUUACCUAUAUUCUGGUAAUAUGGUAUAGAAGUAGAUUUAAGAGCAGGUAUUUGGUAUUUCUAACCGUAAUGUAGCUGUAAUUGAUUUUUGAGGAUAGGCUAUUCUACUUUUUGUUGGUGGUAAACCUUUCGUAUAUAUAAUAAUCUGUAUGUGAUAAUUGAUUGUUAAAUAUAAUCUUCGUUCCAAGUAUA